This is a messenger RNA of Hyla sarda, 4543 nucleotides long. RefSeq names its product solute carrier family 35 member B3 (gene SLC35B3). The transcript has 10 exons. Gene Ontology annotation, cellular component: Golgi membrane; endoplasmic reticulum membrane. Lineage: Eukaryota; Metazoa; Chordata; Amphibia; Anura; Hylidae. Bases 532 to 1698 code for a protein of 388 amino acids. Gene Ontology annotation, molecular function: 3'-phosphoadenosine 5'-phosphosulfate transmembrane transporter activity. Gene Ontology annotation, biological process: transmembrane transport. The record is from RefSeq and is a predicted model, not a curated record.
UCAUAAAGAACACCCCAGGGGUCCGCAGCAGUUGUUCUCGAGACCCUCAUAAAGAACACCCCAGGGGUCCGCAGCAGUUGUUCUUGAGCCCCUCAUAAAGAACACCCCGGGGUGCGCAGCAGUUGUUCUCGAGCCCAUCAUAAAGAACACUCCGUGGUCAGAUAUCAGCUGUUCAGCCACCGCUCCCUCCUCACUACAAGGAAGAGCCGCCCCUCCAGCCCAGAUGCUGUGAGGUAACACGUCAGCACGGCAUGACGUCACAACACGGAAGCGGUGGCUGGCAACUGUACAAGUUGGAUGCUGCCCUCUGCUUAUUCCUUAUUACCGGCCGGCACCGGGCUGGUUGUUCAGUGGUCGCGGCCCUGAGGGGUCCAGGAUGCGGCUGCCGGGGGAUUUAGGCCGAUCCUGACCUGUGACUGCCAGAAAGGAGAAGGGAUGUGCCCGGGGAGAUCGUGCCAGCUCCGCCUGCUGUGACCCAGUGCCCGUCUAAUCAUCCUGUACGAGGCUGUGAACGUAUGUCUUGUGCUCGGCAUGGACUCUAAUGGUGAAGCAAGGCAGCCAGACGAUCCUGCCACCCAACCUAUCACCAUGGAUCUGAAAUUCAACAGCUCAAGGAAGUAUAUAUCCAUCAGUAUUCCAUCAAAGACAGACACCAUGUCACCUCACAUUAAGUCUGUCGAUGACAUCCGGGUUCUUGGCAUCAAUCUCAGCCAGUUCCAGAAGCCUGUGCAGUUUUUCAUUUGUGUUACUGGAGUUUUUGUUUUUUAUUUAAUAUAUGGAUAUCUGCAGGAGCUGAUAUUUUCCAUUGAAGGAUUCAAACCAUUUGGUUGGUACUUGACAUUAGUACAAUUUGGAUUUUAUUCUAUUUUUGGAUUAGUAGAACUUCAGCUAACACAAGACAAACGCAGAAGAAUACCUGCAAAAACCUACAUGAUAAUAGCUUUCCUUACAGUGGGCACCAUGGGCCUUUCAAACACUUCCCUUGGUUAUCUGAAUUAUCCUACUCAGGUUAUCUUUAAAUGCUGUAAACUGAUUCCAGUCAUGAUUGGAGGCGUCUUUAUUCAAGGCAAGCGAUAUAAUGCUGUGGAUGUAUCUGCAGCUCUAUGCAUGAGUGCUGGUCUCAUAUGGUUUACACUUGCUGACAGUACAGUUGCACCAAACUUCAAUGUGACGGGUGUGUUGCUCAUUUCCCUUGCACUCUGUGCCGAUGCUGUUAUAGGAAAUGUGCAAGAAAAAGCUAUGAAGUUACACAAUGGAUCUAAUUCAGAAAUGGUUCUGUAUUCAUAUUCCAUAGGAUUUGUUUACAUCUUACUGGGCUUGGCUAUUAGCAGUGGAUUGGCCCCCGCUGUAUCAUUCUGUUCCAAGUAUCCAUUUCAGACGUAUGGUUAUGCAUUCUUUUUUUCCCUGACUGGCUAUUUUGGGAUUUCUUUCGUUCUCGCAUUGAUUAAAUUGUUUGGAGCUCUUGUUGCUGUGACAGUAACAACUGGAAGAAAGGCCAUGACCAUAGUGUUAUCCUUCUUAUUUUUUUCAAAACCCUUCACCAUCCAAUAUAUAUGGUCUGGAUUAUUAGUUGUGUUUGGAAUAUUCUUAAAUGUCUAUAGCAAAAACAUGGAUAAAAUGAAACUUCCUCAUCUGUACAAUUUUCUCAAGAUAAAAGGCACAGAAGGAAAAUCAAGGACGUUCUCACAGACUGUAUAGAUAUACUUAUUUUUUUUUCUCCCCCUUAACAAUCAUUAAAUGAUUAUAUUUUUCCAAAGGGAAUCUGAUACACUAAUAUCAAGGUGAAGGCAUAUUGUCUGAUUUGUUGCUGCUGAAGUAUAAGCCAAGGAGGUGAAUUCACCACUGUGCUCACAAAUAGGCAUUUUACUGGACGUGACACUUUGUGGUGUCUUUAAAUGAUAUAUGGUACUCUGGGACCUAUUAGCUCUCUACUGGAGGCCUACACACUAGUGGACCAUGUGUUUUUUGUUUUUUUUUAUGGCAUUUUUAUUUUUACUGUUCUUAAGUCAAUGUUGCAACAAGGAGUUGUCAGUUGUCAAAUACUAAAUUAUCCAUAGUUGUAUAAAAUGCAUAUAUCAUAUUGUUGCCCUAAAUCAUGGUGGGUACAGAAUAUAUUUGUUUAGUGCAUGGGUUCUCUUUAACCAAUAAAUGUUUUCAUCUGUAGAUCUGAAUGAUGAAUUGCAGUUUGUAAGUUUUGUAACUUUCCUUUUUUUGUGUCGCUUGACUUGACAUGCAUGUGGUUCAUGCUAUGCCAGCAUGUGUAGUGCACAAAGGCGAAGCCUUAUUGACAUCAGAUUGUAGCAGCUACCUACAGAUGAAAGAGGAAAGCAUUUUCUUUGCACCUUCUCUUUCACAUUUCUUAUGUGUUCCAUUUUUGUAGCUGUGUGUUUUUGUAAAGUAAUUGGUUUUCUAUAUGUGUUAAUUCAGUGUGAAAUUACAGUAAUAUGAUAAUUUUAUGACAUUUUGGAAAUAAGAAACUCUGGAAACGGUAAAUAUUAUAAUACAAUGACCAAGAUUACCCAGAGCAUUUUGAAUUGCAUUCAUGUGUGUAUCUACCUAAAUAUGAAUGUAGCCCAUCCUAAGGCGAAUGGUCACUGGAAAUCCCAUGAGAAUGAAGAAUUCUUUGUCUGUCCCAUUCCCCUCACACAAUAGUAAAAGAUGACAUUUAUGAAGUUUGCUAUACAGUUAUGCCUGUGAAGCAUCUUAAUAGUUAAAGUGAAGGGGAAAUUGUAAUCUAAGGACCAAGCGUUUUUCUGUUUUUGCACUUUCGUUUUCCAAUUUUGCACCUAAAAAUUCAUAUGAUGGCUUAUUUUUUGCGCCACCAGUUCUACUUUGUAAUGACAUCAGUCAUUUUACCAAAAAAUCUAUGGUGAAACGGGGAAAAAAAUCAUUGUGCGACAAAAUUGAAGAAAAAACUGUUUUGUAAAUUUUGGGGGCUUCCGUUUCUACGCAGUACUUUUUUCAGUAAAAAUGAAACUUUAUCUUUAUUCUGUAGGUCCAUACGAUUAAAAUGAUAGCCUAAUUAUAUAGGUUUGAUUUUAUCAUACUUUUGGAAAAAAUCAUAACUACAUGCACGAAAAUGAAUACAUUUAAAAUUGUCAUCUUCUGACCCUAUAACUUUUUAAUUUUUCCGUGUACAGGUUAGUAUGAGGGCUCAUUUUUUGCGUCGUUAUCUGAAGUUUUAUUCCUUUUUUUAUGGUAUAAAAAGUGUCCAAAAAUACGCUAUUUUGGACUUUGGAAUUUUUUUGCUUGUAGGCCAUUGACCGUGCGGUUUAAUUAACAAUAUAUUGUUAUAGUUUGGACAUUUACACACGCAGCGAUAUCACAUGUUUUAUUUUUAUUAUGUUUAUAUAUUUUUUUUAUAUGGAAUUUGGGAAAAGGGGGGUGAUUUAAACUUUCAAUACGGAAGGGGUUAAUGUGUGUGUUUUUAAACAUUUUUUAAAACUUUUUUUUUCCUUUUUCUUACACUUUUAGUCACCUUAGGGGACUUUUAGGAGGAAUCAUUUGAUUCCUCAUACAGAUCAAUGUGGUUGUAUAAAACCACAUUGAUCUGUGUGCUCUGCGCUCGAUUGAUAAAGCCUGACCCUUCCAGGCUUUAUCAUUCUGAGCGCUUGAGCUGACACAGAACAUGAGGUAAGCCCUCAGGCUACCUCAACAGUGGAUCGCCCCAGCCCCCCCCCCCCCCGCAGUGUGAUCCACACCACUGGACCACCAAGGAUGGAAUAAAGGCACCUUUAGAUGACACUGUCAGCUUUGACAGCGGCGAUCUAAAGGGUUAAUAGCCGCCCGCAGGGAUCGCUGCAUGUCGGCUAUUAAGCCGGCCCCCAGCUACAAGAAUCAGCUGGGGGCCGGCCGGUAUGACGCGGGCUCAAGUCAGGAGCCCGCGCCAUACCACCUUAAUGGCGCAAACUUUUCUGGACGACAUGUUGCAUUUAAAAAGUUCCUGCAAAGGUAAUGUAAAGUUACUAGUGCUGUGGAAACCCCUUUAGAAGUCGUACCAUGGUCAUUGUAUCACAGGUAAAGAGAAAUUUAUAUAUUUUUUCUUUGCUAACUGAAAAUAAAUUGUAAAAAUUCACAUGUUUAUAAGUGAUAUGUUGUUUUCGCCCCAAUUUGUCAUUUUACAGGAGGUAAUGGAAGAAAUUACAUAAAAAAAUUUUAGGAUGCUUUUUUUUCUUCUUAAUUUGCAUUCAGAAAGGCUCACACCCUUAUACUUUAUUCACAUUUUUAUAUUUUGUAGCCUUGUGCUAAAAUAAAAUCUUUUUUUAGCAUUCUGCAUUCAAUGCCCCAAUAAUCAAAAAAGUGAAGUCUUAAAAAUGGCUAAUUUAUUAAAAAGGAAAAAAUAAAAUAUAGCAUACGUAUUCAGACCCUUUUUCUUAGUACCUAAAGCAUGUUUGCAGCAAUUACAGCCUACAGUCUUCUAAGGUAUGAUACUACAAGGUUUGUACACCUGUAUUUAUGGAUUUUGUGCCAUUUUUCUCUGCAAAUUCUCUCAAGCUCUGUCAGUUUGGUAGAAGCCAUUUCCAUGCCUCUUCAGAGAUGUUUG